Messenger RNA from Argiope bruennichi, 3140 nucleotides. Its product is annotated as beta-galactoside alpha-2,6-sialyltransferase 2-like. NCBI's taxonomy places the organism in Eukaryota, Metazoa, Arthropoda, Arachnida, Araneae, Araneidae. The record is from RefSeq and is a predicted model, not a curated record. The transcript is spliced from 7 exons. Gene Ontology annotation, molecular function: sialyltransferase activity. Bases 127 to 1338 code for a protein of 403 amino acids.
UAACUCUGCCGUGUAUUACUGUUUAUAUGGCUUCUAAUUCUUUGAUAUUGCAAUUCAUGCGACUUAUAAAGAAUUUUUUCAUGAACGACUUUGAAGAAAAUCGGUAAACAUUUUUUAAAAAGAAGAAUGAAAAUUCCAUUUCUUGCAAUUAGUAUAUGGAUGUUCAUUUGUAUGACAAUAUUUGGAGUAGUUAGUUACACUUAUGUCUUAUGGAGUCAGUAUUGGCGAUCAGCUUUAGAGAAAAAACAGUUAAUACUGAAUAAAUCUAAUUACAUUCAGGAAACUCCCAUGCAAGCAGUUCAGACAAAUGCUUAUUCCAACUCUCAAAAAAGUAACAUUACAGAUGAAGUACCAUCUGACAAAUUAAACAACAAAAUUCACACUUACAAAAAUCAGUUGCUAAUUCAGCUGCGCAAAGCCCAAUUAGCAGCUGGGAGUGUGCUUUUUCAUAAAGAUAAAGGAGAAACAAAUAUAUAUAAAGUAAAAUUUAAAAGGCAGAAUAUUAGAAUUCCUCAGAAAUCUCAACAUGAGUUAAUUUGUGAGUUAAAAGAAAAGGUUAAGAUGGAAAUGCUGCAUAAAAAUGUGGAACCUUUCAGUAAGCUUGGUUAUGAUAAAUACUUCCCUUCUGAAUCAAUUUCUGAUAUAUUUCCUAAGCAUGCCAGUUGUGCUAUGGUAUCUAGUUCUGGUUCUAUGUACAAGUCCAAGUUAGGAAAAGAGAUUGAUUCUCAUGACAUAGUGCUGCGAUUCAACAGUGCUCCAACAGAGGGAUACCAAGAAGAUGUUGGAUUUAAAACAACCAUCCGUUUCCUUAAUUCACAAGUUGUGUCAAAACCAGAAUUUGAUUUCUUGAAUUCACCCAUGUAUCGUAACAUUACUUUGAUUGUAUGGGAUCCAUCAAAAUAUCAUGGCUCUCUGGAAGAGUGGUAUAAGAAACCUGAUUUUGACCUAUUUUCUACAUAUUGGUUACAUAGAGAAAUAUAUCCCGAUCAGUAUUUUUACAUUUUGCAUCCAGAGGUCUUGUGGACAGCUUGGGAUUUUAUCCAAUCAAAUACAUUAGUACCUGUUGAACCUAAUCCUCCAUCUUCUGGAUUUUUAGGUAUUCUGCUAUUACUACACAUAUGUGACAGUGUUGAUGUGUAUGAAUAUGUCCCAUCUAUGCGGCUUACAAAACGUUGUCAUUAUUUUGAUGUUCAUGAAGACAUUGGAUGUACCUUGGGUGACUGGCAUCCUCUGGCUUCUGAAAAACUCAUUUCCUUGACAUUAAAUGAAGGAUCUGAUAGAGAUAUAUUUGUGACCGGAAAGAUUAAAAUGACUGGUUUUGAUAAACAAGAUUGUUAAAUAAAAAUGGAAGAACAUCUGUAUAGCCAUGAUGCAGCUGGAAUUUGCAGUUCAGGUAAAAUAUUUCCUGUUCAAAAUCAUUUAAGAUUGUGGAAGCCUACAAAAUAUUUUUCCUGAAUUUUUUCGUCUCAUGUUCAAACUGUCUUGAUGAAUGUCUUGAAAAUUCAUCAGUGGCAAAUAAUGUUGGUGUGCUUGGUUUUCUUUUCCCAGUAAGUAGACAGCAGAAAUCGAAUUUAGUUGAGCUUCAGUGUUGUAGCAGAUAUGAUUUUAAUUGUUUUUAUUCUUUAUUAUGUAAAUCUUAAUAUAUGUCAUGUUGUGUGGUGAAUAUAUGUCAUAUUAAUCAUGAAUGUAUGUGAGGUUGAUUUUUUUGUUGUUAUUUAUUAAAUACAGUGAAGCCUAUUGCAUGCUACACUUUUUAAAAUAAUUGUAUAUUAUUGUAUAUAAUAUUUUGAUUCGUUGUCACAUGAUAAAUCAUUAAAGUAAAUAUAUUCAUCCAGGCAUUAAGAAAAAUGUGCUUUCCUCUUUUCCAUACGAAAUGAUACAUGUUUUACCAUUCUGGCUAUAUUUUUAUAUGAUUGUUAGGAGACUUUUCAGUUAUUUAAUGUGUCAUAUUUAUUGGAACAGUUGAUCAAUUAUCCUAAGUCAUGUGAGAAGGCAUAUUACAAGGAAUACUUUUGUUACUUGAAAAAUUUACAUUUUAAUUCUUAAAAUGUUGAUAAAGAUGUAUUUUGUAGGAAAUGUGAUGCAUAGAUAAUUAUACUGUUUAUAGAUAUCUAAUGCUUGAAAAGUGUUUUCCUAACGAGACUAUUGUGUAAUAUUUCUUUCUGUCAUUUUCAAAUAAUGCUUGUGAAACCAAUGAAAUUAUCUGUAUAUCAUUUUCUCCAGUAUCUACAAUUCAGAUUGGUGUAUAUAAAUUUUAAGCAAUAGCUGGACUUGUAAAGACCAAUUUUCAAAUUUGUUGUAUUAAUGUGCUGUUUAAUUAUGAUGCUUAUCGAAUUAGUAGGAUUUAUUUAGUCUUUCAUCAAUUAUCGACAGCUAGGUACAGAAAAACUUUUUAUAAAUGAAUUUUUAAUCAAUAAAAAAAGUGCAUUUGGUACUUCACUAUAUUGAUACAAUUAAUGGGGGAUAUUUUUCUUUAUUAAUGUCUUAAUUUUAAAAGCUGUGGUUGUUUUAUUGUAAAUUAUUUGGAAUAAAAAGGACGUGUUCACUUUUGCUGAAUGAUAUUAAAUCACCCCCCCCCCCUUUUAAUGUAGUACUCUAACAAAAAGUGUCUUGUUUUGAGAAUGUCAGAAAUAACUUCUCUGAUUGUUGUAGUUUUAGCAGUGGGAACUGUGUAUAGUUAUUACAUUAUUGUACUUAUUUUUGCUUUUGGUGACAAACACCAAUGAAUGUUUCUUUGUGAUCUGCAUGUGCUGAAUAGAAAUUUGAAAUUUAUUUAUCUCAAUGGUCAAUUGUAAGAAUGAUAUUGAAAGAUCCCGUUUAUGAAACCCUUUUUGCUGAUUAUCUUUCUUACGUAGGAAGCCUCAUGCAUAUUUCCUCUGACGUCAUAUGUUAGUUGUUCUUAUAUUGUCAGUGUUUGGACAGUAGGAUACCAGCUAUGUAUCAUUCUUAGCGUCUAACCACUCUUCAAAAUCGAGCUUUGUCUGGAAUAUCUCUGGCAUAGCUUCAAAGCAGGAUGUUAAUAAAAUUUUAAAUGAAACCUUCAUCUACUUAGCAUUUUGUUAUAUAAAGUUUAAAAUUAUUAAUUGCAACUUUUAAUAUUUCUUUUAAUUUAUUGCUUAUCUUAACUUUUAAAUGCAUAA